CUCGCACCUCGGCCUCGGUCUACCUGUGGACCGCCCCGCUCUCGCGCCUCUCGCCCUCGAUCUGGCACUUUGACCAGUUCCUGCGCGACUCGGCCCACCGUUGGGUCGGGCCCGGCGCCGAGGCCAACCCCGACUUUGCAGAGGUCGACCGCCGCAGGCGCAUGCGCGGCAUCAUCACGCCCCGGGGCGUGCGCGACAGCGCACAGGCAGCGCUCGCCGACCUCGAGGGUGACGUCGACGCCAAGCUGCGCCUCGACGGCGAUGGCGAGCCGCACAAGCCGCACGAGCCGUUCGGGCGCGCCCUGCGCGCCAAGUACUUCUCGCACGAGCCCGGCUGGAUCCCGCUCAACCACGGCUCGUACGGCGCCGCGCCGCACCCGGUCCUGUCGCGCAUGCGCGCCCUCCAGGACCAGUGCAACCUGUCGGCCGACCGGUUCAUGAAGCUCGAGUACGAGCCGCUCCUCGUCGAGGCGCGAGGGCGCGUCGCCGACUUGGUCGGGUGCGACACGGACGACGUCGUGUUUGUCACAAACGCGACCAUGGGCAUCAACACGGUCUUGCGCGGGUUGACGACCGAGUGGAAAAAGGGCGACCGGCUGUUGUACUUGCCGACCUCGAUCUACAACGCCUGCGAGCGCACGCUCCAGUACAUCGUCGACACGCACCCACACGUCGAGCUCUCGCUCCUCCCCGUCCCGCUCACGUACCCUCUCUCGCACGCCUCGCUCGUCGCCCAGGUCGCCGCCGCCAUCGAUGCCGCCAACAGCGACGGCACGGGCCGCACGGUCCGCCUCGCCCUGAUCGACGCCAUCUCGGCCAGCCCGGGCGUCGUCGUCCCCUGGCCCCAGCUCGUCGCCACCCUCCGUGAGAGGGGCGUCCUCUCGCUCGUCGACGCCGCGCACGAGCUCGGCCAGACGCCGCGCAUCGCGCUGCGCGAGACCGACCCGGAUUUCUGGGUGUCCAACGUGCACAAGUGGGGGCUCGCGCCGAGGACGGUCGCGGCGCUGUAUGUCGCAAAGAGGUGGCAGCACCUCGUGCACUCGAUCCCGAUCGGCUUCUCGUACAAGCAGCGCGAGUUCAACCCGGACGGCGACGCGCACUGGACGCGCGAGUUCAACUGGAGCGGCACCAUCGACUGGUCGCCCGUCCUGUCCGUCACGGCCGCGCUCGACUUUCGCCGCGACGUCCUCGGCGGCGAGCAGCGCAUCUACGACUACUGCCACGCGCUCGCGCUCGAGGGCGGCGCGCUCGUCGCCGACGUGCUCGGGACCAAGGUGCUCGAGAACGAGCGCGUCGAGGACGGCGAGCUCACGGCGUGCAUGGUCAACGUCGAGCUCCCGCUCCCCCGACCCUCGACCUACACUGCCUCGUCCCUCUCGUCCCUCACCUCGUUCUGGAUCGCUCGCCUCUCGGCCCUCAAGACGUUCGCGCCCAUCUACACCCACGACGACCGCUUCUGGACCCGCCUCUCGGCCCAGGUCUACGUCGACCUCGACGACUUCCGCAAAGGCGCUCAGGUGCUCGACAGCGUGUGCGACGAGAUUCGCCGGCGCGAGUUUUGACGGCGGCGGCGGCGAGUUUUGACAAAGCCGCAGCAGCCGGGUUUGCUAGAGCAUUCUCUCGAAAGACUUUCUAUCAGUGCCCA
This is a messenger RNA of Rhodotorula graminis WP1, 1645 nucleotides long. RefSeq lists its product as uncharacterized. The transcript is spliced from 4 exons. Bases 162 to 1562 code for a protein of 466 amino acids. NCBI's taxonomy places the organism in Eukaryota, Fungi, Basidiomycota, Microbotryomycetes, Sporidiobolales, Sporidiobolaceae. The record is from RefSeq and is a predicted model, not a curated record.